Racocetra persica is the source of this 317-nucleotide messenger RNA. NCBI's taxonomy places the organism in Eukaryota, Fungi, Glomeromycota, Glomeromycetes, Diversisporales, Gigasporaceae. The record is from the annotation of a GenBank genome assembly.
AGGCUCAUUUAAGAGAUCAAGAUACAAGCAAUCUAUUAGAUAUUUGUGCCAACAAUAACAAAACUAGAGAACUUGUGGAAGACUUACUUUCAAUCGUCAUAGUGUUUGUAGCACAACAUAAUGGAUUAUGCUGUGCUGCCAAUCACAAAAGAAGAAAAGAGACCACCCAAGCGAAUCAAAAGUUCCAAGAAGAUAGUAAUAAAACCUCCAGCAAGCAAGGAAAUGGACACAAACAGCUCGGUGAACAUACAAUCGAUGCCUUAUCAUGGUCGAAAAAGAAGGUGUUAAAUGAAAAAAGAAGGAUUUAUAGGCUCAAU